This is a messenger RNA of Lutzomyia longipalpis, 5822 nucleotides long. RefSeq lists its product as uncharacterized. Gene Ontology annotation, cellular component: centrosome. Gene Ontology annotation, molecular function: microtubule binding. Gene Ontology annotation, biological process: microtubule anchoring. The coding region runs from base 455 to 5749 and encodes 1764 amino acids. The transcript is spliced from 8 exons. The record is from RefSeq and is a predicted model, not a curated record. NCBI's taxonomy places the organism in Eukaryota, Metazoa, Arthropoda, Insecta, Diptera, Psychodidae.
UUGUUUCAGUGGGGUUUGUUGUCGUUUUUUUGGUGUUUGUGUUUGGCUUUUCAGAAAACCCACAAUUUUCCGGGCUUUAGUGAAAAUCUACCCUGAAAUUCUUUAUUAAAACAUUUGUAAACAUCCUGUGCUGUCUUUUGUGUUAAAAACUUUGUGUUUUGUCCCCAAACAAACGUGUUCUGAACAAAAACAGUGAGUGUUGAGAAAAGUGAGGUUAUCUUGUGGAAUUCCGGCAAAAAAAAUCGAACAGACAAAUUUUCCCUCAGCCGCUAAUGAGGUACAUAAGAUGCGUACAUCAUGUUCAUUUUGAUACAAAGAUCAUGGAGACACGAAGAUCAAGAGACUAACCGCACGUUUUACGGCCACCUUUAGUGAGAUCGGUGCAUGUUGCGGUGAAAUGAGGAGGCAGUUGAGAUUUUUCCGAUAGAAUCGUGCGCUUUAGAGUAUUUUGGGAAUGGAUGAGAAUUUCACAGAGAUGGACGUGAUGAAGGUAUCUGAGGAGGAGCUGAGGCAGAUGCGACGCGACAGGGAGAAGAUGAGUGAGGAGUUUCAACAUUUUCUCGAAAUGAAUCUCAAAAAAUCAUCGCAUGAUGACAAUAAAUCACAAAUAGAAUGUGAGCUGGCACAGCAGCAGCAGCAGCAGAAAGUACUGAAUUCAUUAAAUGUAACACAAGCUGCUAGAAACUUGAAUGAAUCCCCAAGGUCUCCUCUUCAUCUUUCACCUCGCGAUGGGAUGAAGACACCGCGCGGGAUUUCAUCAUCGGCAAUGAGCAUUAGAGAUGCUAUGGCACGAGAAUCACCGUCGAAGGCGGUGAAAUCAGUCGUUGGUGGUGGUGACGAUGAAAAAAAGAUACCACCUCAUGGCAGGAGGACAGCACCAGCUGAUGAGAUGACAGUGUGCAAGAAGGUGAAGUCUUAUGAUCCAAUCGAGACAAGGAGGUAUAUGCGCGAUCAACAGAGGAAGCGUCAAGAGGAGCUCAAGAAGACCAUUACGGAUGAUCGGGCACGAAAGCAGGAGAUACAGAAGAGGCUGAGUGAACUCCAGGAGAGUACACGACGUAUCCUGGGGAGAAAUGUGAAGCAAAAGGUGGGAAAAGAUGUGAGAAAGGUCGGUGCACCAAAUCACCGAGUAAAAGCAACAAAACCACCAAUGGACAUGCCGAAGAAGGCUGCAGUGGCUAAAGAUGCCACAAUCAUCAUAAGCUCACCGGGAAGUCAGAAACUUGUGGAUCAAGCUGCAAUAAAAGGUAGCAAUGCUACUAAAUCUCCACGCAUAAAUACAACUGAACGUUACGACCAACAAGGGAACUUUCAUCGCAAUGUGAGAAUUACUGGAACACCUAAAAUACCACAGAGUGUGAACAUAAAUGAUUUAGGUGAUAGGAAUCUCCUUCUUGAAAAAGAUAAAUCAAUUUGCGAAAAAAAUCCACAAACUCCGGAGAGUGGGAUGAAAACUGAUGAAACUGCGAGUGUCAAAAGGGCCAUUGCUGUGGGUGAAGACAGUGCACGAACGAAAUCAAUUGAGGAGAAACUCGAAGUUCCAUCGCAUCUCAAACUCUCACCGUCAAAAGGUGAGAAGAAAAAGAAACAUCCCCGUGGGAAUCUUCCUCAUUGGCUUCGUCCAACGACCAUUAAUACCUACCCGUAUGAUUUUAUAACGUCCGUCAGGGAGAAACUUGAUGCAAUAUCCAAUGCAAAACUUCCCGAAAAAUCUUCAUUCACAAUCACAAAUAUCCACAAAGACCUUCCAACAUCCCUCUCAUCGGGUAGUGGACGAGACGCAAAGACGGACGAAUGGACAGACAUUAAUCGUUGGACGCGUCAGCAGGAGUACAACGCCAACAGAGGUAGAACGUCGAACACACAGAGUCUCGAGGAUCCACCCCUAUUCCCAGGGAGCUACAUAAAAAAAUCCCACCAAAAGUCUGAUGUGAAGAAGAAAUCCGAUCAGAAGAGUACAUCAGAUCCAUUGACGAAUUUUUCCUCAAUGUCCAUCCAUGUCCCAGAUUCCAAUACAAUCUCCGACAUUAGUUCCAUUCAAUCGGAAAUUUUUCCCUCGAGCAUCCGUCUGAGUAGUACAAAGAUCACAAAUCAAAAUGAAAGAGCUGCUUCCGUGUCUGAUGGCGCAAAGACGGCAAAUGCCUCCCUGGUGGAGGAGACCCACAUCUCGGGCGAAUCAGUGAAGGGAGUUGCCGACGAGUGUAUUGCACCCGUGCCGCGAGACAAUAAUCAAUUGAGUCCACUGUCCACGGAACUGGCUGAUACAAUGAGGAUUAUGUCACCGCGACGGCGGGAAAGAGGCGAAUUGGUGAUUAUGAAAGCGACCAACGACGAUGGGAACAAUAAUGAGGGUGGUGGGAAAAUUGGUGGAUUCAGCAAUCUAUCGAGUGAUAAAUUCCAACCUCUUGACACGUCGGCCAAUAAAGCAGAAAUCCACGGGGGAAAUCUCACGGAUUUAUUGGAAGCAUUCAACCGGAGUCUCUCUCAAGUCAUUCAAAUGAAUCAGCAAUUGUAUUCAGCACUCAGCAAGUCGCCAAACGUGCCGAAAAUGAUAAAGAAUCCGCAAGAAAAUGCGCUGGAGUGCGUGAAGGAAAUUCCUGAGGAUGCCACAAAGCAGCAGCAGCAGCCGCCUGUAGAUGUUGAGGGCAUAUUUGAGGAAGUAAAGUCAACGGUGAAGAAUGCAGAUGGUCAGAAGCUCGAUGAUGCAACAGCACUCCGGGAGAGCGUCAGCGAGAUUGAUGGGUCGGAAGGAGUGGACAAGAGCGGUGAAAUUGAUUUGGGCCCCAUUGCUGUUAAUUGCAGAGACAACAUGAACGCGGGGGCAAGCAAUGGGCUCGCGGCAAGAGCUGCAAAAGACCUGGCAAGAGAUGGUGAUUUGAUGGAUGCCAAGGAGGCAAAUAGCACGAUUGGCAGUGAUAUAUUUGCGGUGUUCAAUCAAACCGACAUGGAAGUGUCGUACGUCUCAUCUGGUGGCGACGAAGCCAGAGAAACUUCAAUAACUUACUCAAAUAUUGGCCUCUUUGAACAGAUGAUCAAGACGGAAAAAUUGAAAGGAGAUCACCUAAUGACGAUGAUCCGGAUGCGUGAGAAGGCCCUGAUUGAUCGUACAAGGGGUCAAAUUGCAUGGCUUGAGCUGCAGAAGAAGAGAUUCCGGGAGAAGGGAAAAGUUCUGGAGAUAACAGCCAUCAGGAAGAAGCAACGAGCGAUCCUCCUCAAGUUGGAACGUGAGCGUGGGCAACUUCAGAAGCAGCUACAGUUGCAGAGUCAACCAACAUCGAGGAAAUCACCGAGUCACAGGGUCAGAGUUGUGGAGAAAACAUUUUCCAAUAUUGUGACGCUCAGGAGAUCGCCAAUCCCAUCGGAGAAUCGUGGUGCCCUCAAAGGGUACGAAAUGGAAGCUGGGACAACGCUUGAAAGAUUACUUGAACAGAGAGAACAGGAGCUUCAGAAGCGUCGUAAACACGUAGAAUUCCUGAUACAAUGGCACCAGAGGCUUGAGAAGGAGGAAAAAGACGUUAAGGAGAUUGAGAAGAAACUCCUAAAUUGCAAUCUUGAACGAUUUGCUGAGAAGAAUAUUCCAGCCUUGAUGGAAAUCCCGGAUGUUCCUGGGAAAGAUGAUGGAACCCUCAGGAGAGUGGAAGAAAUCGAUCGAAGUCUGCAGCUUCUCAGUAGUAUUGUGGAGAAGAGUGAGGAGGAAGUUGUUGAAGUUCGUGGAAUGAAACUCAAUUUGCUGUGGAAGAAACUCAUUGGGCGGGAAGAGAAUAAAUUCCUUCCGGAGAAAGUCUACAGAAUGACCAGGGAGGAUUUUUCGCAACUCUACGAGGAGGCAAAGAUUGCUGUUCUCCGGGAAUUUCACAAUGAACGACAUAUUCGGCAUCUUCUUGAGGAAUCCAUGACAUCAGCUACGAAGGAAUCAGCUUCGCAUAAUUCCACAGAGGAGAAAACUCUCAUUGAUGAUUUUCGGGAGUACACAACGGAUGAUUUUGAAACAGUAACUUCAGUACGUGAGACUGCCAAUGAAUUGGGGAAUGAUGCUCAUCCUAAGGGGAGUGGUCAGGAAAAUGUGGAGGAUUCUUUUGAGGAGGAAGAAGCUUCAAAAAGUAACGGAGAAGAAUCUCAAAUUGAGAAUUUUUCCAAAAACUCAGAAUUUAAAGGAAAUUCCGAAGCUCCAGAGGAAGUUUUGGCAGCAUUGAGUGCUUCUCAAGAGGCAGCAGAGGAUACUUUUCAGGGGGAUUCUUUGAGAAUUCAAGAAGUGACCGAAGAAACCCCAAAAACGGAAAUUCCUUCUGCACUCUUUAGUCCAGAGAUCAUCAGCCAAGCCGAUGAGGAACAAUUAAUCAGCGAAAUGACUCUACCAUCAUUCAGUGAGACAACAAUUGUGGAAGAACCCACACUGGAGGAGAUUGAAGGGACCGAGGAGGAGGAGGAAGAGGAGGAAGAAGCACAAAUAGCGGAGAGAAGUGAGAUUGUGGAGAAAUCUCACGAGAAUACUUCACAACAACAACAUUCUGAGGGUGAGAGAGAAAAAUUCUCAGAUAGCGCCUUAUCAGUGCAUUCCACAGCAGAGAAUCUCGAUAAGACACCCAACAUAUCUCAAGAGUCUCUCAAUACGCUUCAAGAUGUAGAAUCAGUCCCAAUUGAGAGUCUACAGGAUGACGAAGAGGUGGAUGAGGAGGAGGAAAAGGACAUCCCCACGGAAUUGGAGAAGAGAAUUAUUCAAGUUGAUGUGAGUCUCAAGGAUUUGAGUAGCACAAUGGAGAAAUCUCCAAUUCUUGAGGUACUCAGUCCACGGAACGGAUCAUCUACAUCUGCUGGGUCAUCCACUUCAUCCCCAGAAGCUUCCCUGGAGUCGUCAGAGGGUACCACCAACCAAGAGGAGAAAACUGAGGAGAAUGUCUCAAAUGAGGAAGAAAGUAUCCCGCAGGAGAGCUCAAGUCGCUACAGUGGUCAAGAAUCCUAUUCGGAGGGGUUUCAGAAAUCCCCGGAUGAUUCCCAGGGGGCAGGGAAUUAUUCCCAGCAGAAGAUUCGUGACUACAAAAUUCCCAACAGAAUGCCAGACAUCAUCAGCGAAGCGGAAUUGCUGAGGAGGCAACAGAUGCAGAUUGAACAGGAAAUUAAGCAACUUGAGCAAACUGUUCCGGCGGUUUUCCUCCGGGAGAUACCCAACAAACCACCCCCACCGUACGUCCCACCAGCUCAGGACAGUCCUCUGGCAACAAUCUUCCCUUCGGAGGAGCGUGUUGUGGAUCUCGUUAUGAAUCGCACGAAGGAACUUUUCUUCUCAACAAAUCCAGAAGCGGAUAAAUCAGAUGGCUAUGGCAUCACAAAUGUCUACGAGAAGAUCAUCAUUGGGAUGUGCGAGGAGAUCUUUGGGGAGAUCAAGGAAACCCUUGACACGCACUACGAUGCCCCAUUUCAGCGGGUACGUCUCUACAAGAAUAAACUCUGCUUCUACAACCCUCCGGAUCGUCUGAAAUGCAUCCAGGAGCACAUUCUCGAGGCAAUUCGACAGAUUCUCCAAGGUGGUGGGAACUAUUCACGCAUCCAGGCCAGCUGUCGUCGUAAACGCGAUCAAAUUGAUGAGAUUGUCAUCGAGGAGAUGCUGGAGGAUGACUGGAAGUGGAGUAAUUUCCAAAUUGAGGAAACAGAAGUUUUGGACAUGAUGACGGAGACAAUUUUCAGUACACUCCUGGAGGAUGCCAUCCGGGAUGUAGAUGUGGCAUUCACGAAGAAAUUCCCACACAACUAACACACUAAAUUCCAAUGUGCCUGGUAUUUUGUACUUAAAAAAAAUUUAAAGGUUUCGUGACUUUUUUGCAAAA